Molecule: messenger RNA, 1959 nt
Organism: Guillardia theta CCMP2712
Lineage: Eukaryota; Cryptophyceae; Pyrenomonadales; Geminigeraceae
Exons: 10
Coding region: 1-1959 (652 amino acids)
Source: RefSeq, a predicted model, not a curated record
AUGGCAUCGAAGAUAGAAAGGAUAGAGGAUAAUGUCUCAGAGUCCGGAGAUCCAUCUGCAUUUCUGAACAAACGCUGCAAUGUACGGAAGGUUUACAAUGUUGUCAAAGCAAAGCUUCAUGCUCGAAAACUAGGAGCAUCGUUUAUGCGGUAUGGAUGCUUUUUAGCAAUCUACAUAGCAGUGGUUCUGGAUCAGAAAAAUGCGACAGUCAAGCAAUCCCUGGAUAAUGCGUUCGACACAUACUUUGUGAAAGCAACUUUCCGAGAUCCAUCUUCUCUCGAAUUUAAAGGAUGGUAUGACAUCGUCACCAUUGACGAUUUCUGGAAUUGGACGUGUCCGAUCUUACGCAAGUAUCUUGAAUUCAUGCCACACUGCACCUAUGAGUUAUAUGCCAGCGGCACUGUGGGCAAAGUCAAUCGGUCAACAUUCAUUGGCGCGAGGGGCGAAGUAUUUCGAUACGACGAAAGGCCUGCUGUUUUCCCUUAUCAGGACUUUGGGUACUUUGAAACCUUUCCGAGGAAUCAGAGUCUCGCUCUACAGAGGCUGCUCGAGUUGAAGUCACAGAGAUGGAUUGACGCUCAGACAAAAUAUUAUCGAUUGGAUUUCGUAUCUUUGAAUACCAACGUGGGGCUAUUCACGUAUGUGAAGCUAGUUGCAAGAUUCAGCAACACAGGAUCGAUUCUUCUUAGUCAUGAUAUUUCAAAUCUUCCGGCGUCAACAUACCGAACCUCUCGUCAAAAACUGAGGUUUGCCGGUGAAAUCAUCCUGAUUCUUUUAUGGUCAUUGUACGUCCUACACGAAAUAAAGGUGAUUAGGGAGAGGUCAAGAGAAAAGGACAGUCUGGCGAAUGCCUUGUAUCAAAGUGCAAAGCGGCUAUCAACUCUGCAGCUCUUGAUCUUUGCCUGUAUUAUAGCAAUGUGGGCCACAAUUGUGCGAGAGCUCGAAUCUAAGUACUCCAACCUGAUCAUCACAAGCCACGCCAUUACCACCAAGAACCCGCCGAAUCAACCUCCAGACUUUUUUUAUGUCAUUGCUCUGGUGGAUGCCUAUUUCAUCUUGAACGGCAUCAAUAUGCUCUUGUCUUUCUUUCGAUGUAUCGAGUACUUGGAAUUCAAUUAUUCUCUUUCUCGAUUGACGGAAACAUUCAAGUUCAUGAGGAAAACUUUGCCGCAAUUCCUUUUGAUCUUCUGCAUAGUUGUCCUUUCUUUUAUGCUAAUGAGUCAUCUCAUGUUUGGAUCGAAGUUGGCGAUGUUCUCAUCUUUUGGAUCGGCACUGUCAGGAAUCUUCUCAGUGUUGAUUGGUGACAUCAAUUACUUUCAGCUCAUGGACGCGGACUCGGUGGCAGCGCCCAUCUUCUUCUAUCCGCUUCUGUUUGUGAUGAUCUUCGUGGUUUUGAAUCUCGUGAUUGCAAUUAUCAUCGAUGCUCAUGUGGCGAUGACGGCUGAGAAGGAUGUUGCUCUCCGCUCAUGGAUGAAAGAUGUUGUCGACUUGCCCCUUACCACGCAGCUCUGGGAUGGUGUCCUUCAUUACCUGGAGCCGAUUCGCUUCCUGUUGCCACAUGCUCUGUCCGCUAGGUACGAUCGAGUGAGCAAGGAGAACAUCAUCGACGCCUUCAACGUCUUGGAAGGGAUUGAACUUCCCAGUCAUGACAAAUCACAAGUCAACCUCGAACGUAUCUCUCUCAUGGACUUGCGGCUGCUUCUUCGGGAUCGCAACAUCACCGAGCAGAGGCUGGCUUCGAUCUUCGAGCAUUAUGGAGCAUGGGCUGAGGAGGAGGAGCCGGUGGAUACUGAGAAACUUGCAGAUACUGACAAAUUGGCGUAUGCUGAGUUGCUACAAGAGGCCACGAGUGAGAUCGAGAAGCUGUUGUCAGAGAUCCAAGCCUCCAUGCAGUUUUCUCAAGACCUGCAGAAGGAGGCUGAAGAGCAGCUGGACUUGCUUAUUGACGCUCACAUCUGA